Molecule: messenger RNA, 2890 nt
Organism: Seriola dumerili (greater amberjack)
Lineage: Eukaryota; Metazoa; Chordata; Actinopteri; Carangiformes; Carangidae
Gene: hdgf
Product: heparin binding growth factor
Exons: 6
Coding region: 375-1046 (223 amino acids)
Biological process (GO): regulation of transcription by RNA polymerase II
Cellular component (GO): nucleus
Molecular function (GO): double-stranded DNA binding; transcription coregulator activity
Source: RefSeq, a predicted model, not a curated record
CUGGGGGCGCGUCUGCGGAGGGAAGCGGGUUUCAAUUUCAAACCCAAACAGUCCGAGGGACGAGCCAGUGCAUUGUGGGAUAACGUGUAAACCAGAUAGUUACAGCAUUUAAGUUGAAUUUGUAACGUUAUUCAAACACACACCAGAACGGUGUCGCUACCACCGACCGUGGUUACAGUCCACAGGAUCCGCGAAAAAAAAGUCGCCUGUCGCGUCUUCGCUCCAGUUUUCCGCGCCUGGUUUAUUUGGAUGACAAACCGACGCCUGGCUUGUUUGUUGCAGGUGCUGACCAAUCCGGAUUUUGUAUCACAUUAAAACUACCACUGUGUUCUAAUUACACAUAUCUGACAUAGCAAGCCAUUUCUUCAAGAAACAUGCCGAGGUCCAACAGGCAAAAGGAAUACAAACCUGGAGAUCUUGUGUUUGCUAAAAUGAAGGGGUACCCACACUGGCCUGCGAGGAUUGAUGAAUUACCUGAAGGAGCAGUGAAGUCGCCCUCAAACAAAUACCAGGUGUUCUUUUUUGGAACACAUGAGACGGCAUUCCUGGGGGCAAAGGAUUUGUUCCCGUAUGAUGAAUGUAAGGAGAAGUUUGGAAAAGCAAACAAGAGGAAGGGCUUUGCUGAGGGACUCUGGGAGAUCGAGAACAACCCCACCGUCACACAUGAAGGUUACGAGUCAUCAAAGAAAGACAAUGCAUCAGAAGGAGCAGGGGAUACAGGUAGUUCGGAGAAAGCAGAUGCUGAGGGCAGUAGUGAUGAGGAUGAAGGGGCCCUGGUCAUCGACGAGAAGAACGAGAGGGGAGGAACCAAACGAAAAGCAGAGGAGUCCACAGAGGCAUCUCCCAAGCGGCCGAAGGAUACAGGAGUGGAAGGUGACUCUAAAGUAGAGAGCAACAAGUCUAACACAGAGGCCAAGCUCAACGAUGUGGCUGGACCCAAGGCAACUGCUCCCUCCUCGCAGAGCGAGUCAAAGCCAGAGGCCCAGGAAAAUGCUCCAGCAGGAGGCCAAUUAACAGCAGAUAAGCCUGUGACAGAUAGUGCUUAACAUCAACUCAGAAGAAAACCAAGAACCUUUGACGCUUCUCUCUGGAAUUUAGGCAUCAACAUGGUUACCUGCAGGAUGCCAGAUUUCAGCUGUUUCAUUAAUAGGAGAAUUAAAAAAAAAAAAAAAACUUAAGUGUUUGUAUUAAGAGACAAACAAAUCCUCAUUUGCCAUUUUUGGGAUAUCAUAUAUCCCAGAAACAAAAAGUUUGCUAAUCUGAUUUCAAACAAUUGAACUGAGCACUUUAAGGCUCAUUUAUAAAUGGGAUUUUGGUGUGUAUAUAUUUUUUAUUUCUAAGUGCAAUUACAUAAUUACAAAGACUAAAUGCUAGGUGUCAAAACAUUUUUUCAGUUUAGAGGGAAUAAACACUGAAUAUAUAGUAAAUUAAAUAAAAAUAAAAACAUUUUAAACAAAAAAAUUACAUUUAUUUGACAAAGGCUCCGAUUUAAGGGUUUUAAAACGUAGAUAUUGUACAGGAACAAGAACAAAUUUUCACCCAUGAUCUCAGCUUUAGUUUAUAAAUUACAUGUUUUACUUCCGUUUGUUUCACCUAGCCUCUCAGCUUCAUCUAAAUCUUUUAUUCACUUGUUGGUUAUAUGAGUUGCACUUUCAGAACUUUUUUUUUUCACUGCCCCAUUAAUUAUCGACUAGUUUAUUAUGAUGUUUUUAUGCAACACAGGUUUUGUUGCAUUGUAGUAUGCUUCAUUGCAGGUGACCAAAUUAUGUGAUUAAUUGCACAGGAUCCCACAUGUAGCCUACGUGGCUUUUGAACGUAUUGAAUAUGUAAACCCCAUUUGAGAAGAACUAUUUUAGGAUUUAAACAUUUAGUUUGCAAACCCCUCUGUAACUUUCUGUAACUGAUGAUGUGCAUUAUUGAAAGCAGAAAGACAUUCCUGAAUGUUGUUGUGUCCGAGCUCGGUCUUGAAACUUUUCAAGUCAAGGUGGCAUUUUUGAGGGGAAAAAAUGAAUAGUCACCACUUUUUCUGGGGAAAUGAUCUGGCAAACUCUUUCAAAAUCCAUCAACUCAACUCUCAGUUUCAUGUUAUUAUAAUUUCCUACUUAGCUCACAUUAAUGCUGCCAUUGCUUGAUACUGGAGAUGUAAUUGUGAAGAACACUUGUAUUCAGUAAUUGGUUGUACCAAAUGUUUUUUUUCCAGCUCUGAAAUGUAUUGCUGACAUUGUUAAUACCAACAUUUGAUCUACACAAAUUGUGUUUUUUGAAAGUAAUUGAAUUUAGAAAGAAUCUACAGUGAACAAUCUGUAAAUUUUAAGUUUCUGACUUUUUGGUUUCUUACCCUCCUAACUGGAAUACGAGUCUGUUUUACUUCAAUGGUCUUAUCAUUUUGGCUGUGAAACAAAGUUGUGAUGUUUUAAAGAUGUGUUUUAUUCGAACAUUUGUUUUGACAUGUUGGUCAAUAUGUGGUGUUGUUAUUUUACACUAUUUGUAAUUUUUAAGGUUCAAGUUUUUUUUAAAUACUUGGCCUUUUUCACCAUGUUACUUGGAUGUCCUAGUCAUUGCUUCAGUGUUCUGUAUUUGGCAACAGGAGCCCACAGUUUAUCAAAUUUUGAACCUAAGGGAAAUCAUAGCUCUUAAAAGUGAAAAUAUUUCUGGCUGUUGGGUCUAAGAUGGCCACCUUCCUAUCACCACACCACUGAUUUCAAAAUGCAAAAAGCUCAAGUGCCCCUCUCAGAUCUGUAGUUAAUUCCAAGGGUAUAAUUUGGUAUUCAAGUGUAAUUCUUGGUUUAGCUUUCUGUGUUACUUUCGGAAGCUGCCAUUCAUCUUAAUCUGCUGCUUGGUUUACUAUUGUAGUUGCCAGUCCAUUUAAUAAAUCUGUUGAUUACAAAAA